Molecule: messenger RNA, 1608 nt
Organism: Malassezia vespertilionis
Lineage: Eukaryota; Fungi; Basidiomycota; Malasseziomycetes; Malasseziales; Malasseziaceae
Gene: TMP1
Product: thymidylate synthase
Exons: 1
Coding region: 1-1608 (535 amino acids)
Biological process (GO): dTMP biosynthetic process
Cellular component (GO): cytosol; mitochondrion
Molecular function (GO): thymidylate synthase activity
Source: RefSeq, a predicted model, not a curated record
AUGUCGAUGCCACGCGUGAUUCUGAUCCGCCACGGAAGCACCGAAUGGGCGAAGAAUGGCCGGCAUACGGGCCGCACGGAUAUUCCGCUUUUGCCUGAAGGCAUUGACGUGGCGCACGCGUUUGGAAAGAAGCUCUUGGGCGGCAGUUCGGACGAUGUCAUUAAUCUGCACACGCUCGAGACCAUCGCAUGCAGCCCUCGCCGCCGCUGUUUGCAGACGGUAGAUGCGAUCUUUGGGACGCCUGCACAGCGUGAUUUUGUGUCGCUGCCGCGUGUAGAAGAGUAUGACGAUCUGCGUGAAUGGGACUAUGGCGCGUACGAAGGGCUGACCACGACGGAAAUCCGCAAAGAGCGCCCUGGAUGGGAUAUCUUUCGCGACGGCGCGCCGGAUGAUUUGAACGAUGCCAGUUCUCCGGGAGAGUCGAUUGCACAAGUGGGUGAGCGUGCGGACCGCGUCCUGAAGCGCGCGCGCGCGAUCAACGAGGAAAAGAACCGCGACGUUGUGCUUGUCACACAUGGUCAUUUUAGCCGCGUGCUUAUUGCGCGCUUCAUUCAGCUUCCUGUGGGCAUGGGUGCCGUAUUUGAUAUGGACACGAGCGCGGCCGUGGUGCUCUCCUACGCUCACCAUUCUUUUAAAGAGCCCGUACUCAAGGCCAUGUUUUCGCCGAGUAUUCACCCGCACCUUUUGUCUUUGUCCACACGGCCACACGAGGAGCAUCAGUACUUGAGCCUUGUUGCAGACGUCAUGCGCGAUGGUGUCCAUCGUGCCGAUCGGACAGGCACGGGCACGCGCGCGAUUUUCGCACCACAUACCACACUCAAGUUCGACCUGCGCGGCAACACACUGCCACUCCUUACCACCAAGCGCGUCUUCUCUCGCGGAAUGAUCGAGGAGCUUUUGUGGUUUAUUUCCGGUAACACGGACGCAAACUGGCUCGCCGAGCGCAACAUUCACAUCUGGGACGGCAACGGCUCGCACGAUUUUCUGACAAAGCGCGGCCUCGGCCACCGGCGCGAGGGUGAUUUGGGGCCCGUGUAUGGCUUCCAGUGGCGCCAUUUCGGCGCGCAGUACGUCGAUGCCGACACGGAUUACACGGGAAAAGGCGUCGACCAACUUGCCCAGGUCAUCCAUCAAAUCAAGACGAACCCUACCGAUCGCCGCAUUUUGCUCAGCGCGUGGAAUCCGCCGGACUUGCCGCUCAUGGCGCUUCCUCCUUGCCACAUCCUUUGUCAAUUCUUUGUCGUGCCGCCCACCGAGGACGAAGCCCAGGAGGGGAAGCUGCCGCAGCUGUCCUGCCAGAUGUACCAGCGGUCCUGUGAUCUGGGGCUGGGCGUGCCGUUCAACAUUGCGAGCUACUCGCUGCUCACGCAUCUUAUUGCACACGUCACGGGUUGCGAGGCUGCGGAAUUUACUCUGGCUAUGGGCGAUGCACACGUCUACUUAGAUCAUAUCGAGCCGCUCAAGGUGCAAUUGCAGCGCGAGCCGCGCGAAUUCCCCAAGCUCAAGCUCAUGCGCAAAGUGGACAACAUCGAUGAUUUCCGUCUCGAGGAUAUCACCAUUGAAAACUACCAUCCCCACAGCAAGCUUGACAUGAAGAUGAGCGUGUAG